Cyphellophora europaea CBS 101466 is the source of this 1296-nucleotide messenger RNA. RefSeq lists its product as uncharacterized. NCBI's taxonomy places the organism in Eukaryota, Fungi, Ascomycota, Eurotiomycetes, Chaetothyriales, Cyphellophoraceae. The transcript has a single exon. The coding region runs from base 1 to 1296 and encodes 431 amino acids. The record is from RefSeq and is a predicted model, not a curated record.
AUGGAAUCACCACUAACGCCCCUCUCGCGCACGCCCUCCACGCACAGCAUCUACGCGCCUGGCUCCCACCGCCGCUCGCAUCCUAACCUCUCACACCUAUCCCUCGCGCCGCUGACACCGCGCUACCCCAUCGACCCUGCCGACUACCUUGCCUACACAGACCCCACCACCUCAACACUACACACCUCAGCCUCGAUCUCGCACAUUGCCUCCCUCCCUUCGCCCGGUGGCAUAUUAAGCAAUACCUCACCGACAACACCACGCUCCCGCGCCACGAGCCGUACGCGUCUCAAGCGCAAGGCCAAAAGCCACGUCAGCGUCGUGCUGCCACAGACUCAGACGGAGGGUGAUGCCGGCGGGCUGCUACAGCCAUCGUCGUUAGUACCUAGCGGUGCGGUCAGUAGCGCCGGGUACGGACACAGCGUGCUGCGCGCAGCGGCGCAGCAACCAAAAACCUCAAAGAGUCAUACCCAUCUAAGCAGGCUGAGCGUCAAGCGUGAUGCGAGCUGGCUGGUACACACGGGCCUGGCGCUGACGGAAAGUGGGCGGGAAAGUAAAGGACAGAGCUGGCUCGGGAAGCGGGACUCGAGCACGAGUCUGGCGGCCUUGAGCACCGUGAGUGUCAGCGUGUUGGGUAGUCCGAGUGAGGAGCGAAGGGAGGGGUUCGUUCGGAGUGGAAGGCAGACGCCCGGAGGCGGGAGUCGGCCCGUCAGUCGCUCGCGGAGGAGUCGUAAGGAACUGGCUAUGACGUCAGUUGCUGUGCUUGCCGGCGAUGGAGCCUACGCGAGCGGGAUUGAUGGUGUCGAACCGGACUGGGCGGAUAAGGAGACGCAGGCGGAGUUGGCGGCGAAUGAGGUCGGCUGGGAUGGGGAGGUGUUGAGGGAGGAAGAGGCCGAGGACGAUGAAGAGGACGAAGAUCCCUACGGUGAAUUGAACUUCGAUGGCCAUUUCGACACCGAGAGCGACAUCCUGGAUGAAGAGGAGGUUCGGCGGGAGCUCAACAAGGGCGGGCUGGGUAAGUGGAUCGAAGGAGUCGUCGAUGUGUUCCUGAUGCUGGAAGACGAUGUCCCUGAAGACUUUGACGCGGAGAGCAGGCAGGGCCUAGAACAAUCACGCACCUUAGCGGGCGAGAGUGCGCGCCGGGGGCCGUCCGAAGAUCAGCAGGAAGAUGUGAAGCCGGCAUGGGAUGACGGGCGGGAAGAGCAGGAUAUUGAACCUCCGCCACAGCAACCGCAGGGCAUGUGGGACGAUGUUCGAUGGCUUUCCAAUGUUGUGGUGAGGAAUCUUUGGUCCUAA